Molecule: messenger RNA, 631 nt
Organism: Mya arenaria
Lineage: Eukaryota; Metazoa; Mollusca; Bivalvia; Myida; Myidae
Product: cystatin-like
Exons: 3
Coding region: 77-451 (124 amino acids)
Molecular function (GO): cysteine-type endopeptidase inhibitor activity
Source: RefSeq, a predicted model, not a curated record
ACUAACUUUGUUUCUACUGCAAUACCGUGUAUAUUUCUAGUCAAACACCGACCUUUUAUUACACUAAAAAGAGAAGAUGAACACUGUAACUUACUGCGCUCUCGCCGCCGUAUGCUUGACAUACGCAACAAUACAGGGAGUUCCAGGCGGGGCGUCGCAGAUUGGCACAGAUGACGUUGAGGUGCAGGCCGCCGCUGCUUUUGCAAUUGAGGAACUGGGUUCGGAGUAUUCAUUAGUGGAACUGACUAAGGCCUCCCGCCAGGUUGUUGCGGGCUCCAAACACAUCUUGGAGGCUAACGUUCGACGAGACAUGGCAGACGGAUCCAAGAAAUUCUACACUUGUACCCUGGAGACAGUGACGGCAGAAUGGAAAGGCUACAAGGAGUUGACCAAGAUGUGUUGCGAUCUAACCCAAAUAACCCCAGCCUCGCCCGUCGUUUCCAGGAAAUAAUGGACAAAGGGAAUUUGCUAAUGUUAAAUCAAACAAAAUCGUACGGAAAGAUAUCAUUAACAUUUACGGUUGUUUACCUUGAACGCGUUUCGAGUCGAAAGUGAAAAAACUUCCUUUGUAUUUCCAAAAUUUUAUAUCAUUUAGAUUUUUAAACUAAUAAAACAAAACCAAGAAAGUAAA